AUGGCGACUGCACGUCGCUCGGAAGCUUCGUUCGGUGACGUCUUGGAUGGCGUAACAGUGGACGUGGUGGAUCAUCGUCAGGAAAAAUGGUGCAAGGUCUUCAUGCCAGCUUUGCGUACUUUCCACUCGCUAUUCGGCCACACCGAAGUGCCCGAAGAGUUCGUGGUGCCUCGGUCAAGUCCACUGUGGCCUAAAGCAGCGGGUGGACUGCACUUGGGUCAAGUUAUCAGUCGAAGUAACGACACCAAGAGACUUUACAGUUCCCAAGUGGCAAAUUCUCAACAGGAAUUUCAGAAGUUAGGAUUCACGUGGAAAGCGACGAAUGCGGCAGAUCGGUCCUGGAGGCAUCAAGUUCUACCGGCAUUGCGAGUCUUCCAUCAUGAAAACGGGCACUGCAAUGUUAAGAGCGAUUUCGUCGUUCCGGAGUGGGAACCGUGGCCGAAAGAUGCCUGGGGACUGAAUCUAGGACCGAUUGUCAAGCGAGUUCGAGCUGGAAAAAGUUACGUAGAUCAAGCUACUAGCGAUAGCGAUGAACUGGAGAAAUUGGGCUUCCUAUGGGACCCGAGGGAUGUCGAGUGGCAAGACCGUAUUUUACCGGCGUUGGUAACUUUCGCGGACGAAUUUCGGAACGAUGAACCCAUGACAUCCGAUUUCGUCGUUCCAACUAAACAACCGUGGCCCAAACAGACUUGGGGACUGCAACUCGGCAUGUUUUUAAGAGAUUCGCAGCGGAGAGAGCAGUAUUUCGUUCAAAUUGUACGAGAUGCGAACGUUCUGGACGGUUUAGGCUUCGAGGUUUGUCUUUCCGUCACGACUUGGGAACGACAAGUUGUGCCGCUUUUGGUAAUUUUCUCGACAAUUUAUCCGAAUCAAACGGCAGUUCCAGUAGAUUUUGUGAUUCCACACAAACAGCCAUGGCCCAGAAAGAUGUGGGGUUUGAAAUUGGGCAGGAUUGCGGCACAGAAUCCAGAUCGUAUGGCUGCAGUGAUGAGUGAUUUGAGGCAGCGGAAUGCAACUCCGGAGACGUUAUCUGUAGUGUUUGACAACAGGAAUCAUCAGUGGAAGAGCAGGAUUUUUCCAGCUCUCGUCACGUUUGUGCAAGUGUUUGGAGACUGUCGACUUGGACCCCAAUUCACGGUUCCUUCCGAAGAUCCGUGGCCCAAACAGACGUGGGGUUUAAAACUUGGAGCUGGAAUCGCAGACUAUCUGAAGAAUGGCACAUACUUUAAACAAGUAGGACAGGACGCUGAUCGCUUAGAUGUGCUUGGAUUUUCCUUCAAGUUGAUGGAUACUCCUUGGGAACAAUACGGUGCUCCGUUGUUAGAGACUUUUGCGAUGGUUCAUCCGUGUACUAUCGUUCCUGACAACUUCGUGGUUCCUUCUCAAGCUCCAUGGCAAGAAACAAUGUGGGGAGUGAAGCUAGGAAAGCUCGUUGGAUGGAAUUCUCAACACAUGAUAGACAUCGAAAACAAGUGGAGAGUUCAAGUGUUACGAGCUGUCGAAGUUUACCAGCAUGAACAUGGUAACUGCAGCGUUGGAGAGAAAUUUGUGAUCCCGUCGCAGUCUCCUUGGCCUUCGAAGACGUGGGGGAUGGACCUAUCGCGGAUGUUACAGCGUCUCCACUCUGGCGAAUGUUACGAUGGCCAUGUGGCUCUAGCUAAAACUUCUGUCGCUAGACUGAAGAACCUGCUGCAUCAACGUCGAGACGAAGCCUGGGGAUCGAUUUUUACAGCCCUUAAGACGUACUCUAAGAGGUUCAGACACUGCGAUGUCAAGCCUCAUUUCGUUGUUCCAGCGAAUAUCUCGUGGCCUAAAAAUGUGUGGAGUUUACAGUUGGGACAGAUUAUUGACAAGAUGAAGACGACAGGGAAUUUCUUCUCUUAUGUUGGACGAUGCGCUAACCGAUUGAGUAAACUGGAUUUUACACUAACGCUCUCUAAUGUGGCAUGGGAGAAGAAGGUCGCUCCUCUAAUCGCUGCGUUCGCGAAUCUUCAUCCUCAAGACACGAUUCCAUGGGGUUUUGAGUGGGGAUUCACUAUACCAGCGAAGGAUCCGUGGCCUGAAUACGGAUGGGGAGUUAAUCUCGGUGUUAUAGUGCAGUGGAAUUUGAGUCGAUUAGAGUCGAUAGAGCGUGACUGGAGAAAUCAAGUGGUACUGGCUAACGAUGUGUAUCAGUACGAGAACGGCAACAAGAUUCUUCGAGAUAAGUUCGUGGUUCCUUGUCGUUCUCCGUGGCCCUACAAGACGUGGGGUCGAGAGCUUCGACAUAUCCUUACGUGUGUCCAGGUUGGACAGCAUUACGGUGGCCAUAUUGCUAUCUCUAAUUUCCACUCUAACGAGGCCUGUGCUGGUAAGAAUGAGCACUGGAAAACGACGAUUUUCCCUGCGCUCCACACGUUUGCUAUGGUGUUCGGACACUGUUCAGUCCCGGAGAAUUACGUGGUUCCUUCUGAAUCCCCUUGGCCAAAGCAAACCUUCGGGUUACAGUUAGGGAUUGUUACAGCUGAAAUAGAGUCCAGCGGACUCUAUUUCGCUGAAGUUGGCCUAAAUGCAGAUCGGUUAGAGACUUUCGGCUUCAGAUACAAACUAGCAGACACGCCGUGGCAGGAACAUGUCGCUCCGUUACUGAAGAUAUACGCGACUCAAUAUCCUCACGAGGUUCUACCUGAGGACUUCGUGGUGCCUCCAAAACAGCCAUGGCCAGAGGAACUUUACGGUUUAAGACUCGGGAAACUCAUGUGUUGGUCGUCUCGAUUCAUUUGGAACAACAAAGAAGAACAAUGGAAAGAGCGGGAAAUGCCCGACAAUACGACACUAGCUGGAGAAUACGGAUACUAUAAGGUCCCCGCUACGUUUAAAGUUCCCAGUGAACUCCCAUGGCCUAAACAAAUAUGGAGUUUACGGAUGAAGAUUUAUCUCCGUCAGUUAAACCGUAACGGGGAUCUCUUCUUAUCUGGCGGUCUUCAUCGUGCUUUAACCAGCGAGAAAGACGUGGGUUUUGUCAUUAAACUGUCAACAGACAACGAUAUCGAAUUUGGGGAACCAGAAUCCGAAAAAUACACCGCAGAAGUGGAACAGAUCGGUAGAUCUCCCUUAUCUCCUGAACCUGAAAGUUGCUUAGGUAAACGAGCUUUACCUGAUACAGAUCGUCCACGAAAAAAAGGUUGGGUUGGCAGCUACUCGCCUGAAUCUCGUAAGAAACGCGUCCAGAGAUACCUUAAAAAACGACAAGAGCGCGUGUGGAUCAGAGAGGUUAAAUACGACGUCCGUAAGAGCUUUGCAGAUACACGACUACGAGUUAAAGGACGAUUCGUGGCUCGAGAGGACGAAAUAACCAUUCGCGAACUACUCAGCUUCACGUAACCACCACAGCUGGACAAAAAGUGCACACGUAGAAUUUACUCGUGUAGAAAUAAAAAAAAACUGGCAUACAGUACCAUUUCUCCUGGC
Molecule: messenger RNA, 3450 nt
Organism: Phytophthora nicotianae INRA-310
Lineage: Eukaryota; Oomycota; Peronosporomycetes; Peronosporales; Peronosporaceae
Exons: 1
Coding region: 1-3363 (1120 amino acids)
Molecular function (GO): protein binding
Source: RefSeq, a predicted model, not a curated record